Messenger RNA from Rhineura floridana, 2428 nucleotides. RefSeq names its product fidgetin-like protein 1. Gene Ontology annotation, molecular function: microtubule severing ATPase activity; ATP hydrolysis activity; ATP binding. Bases 298 to 2337 code for a protein of 679 amino acids. The record is from RefSeq and is a predicted model, not a curated record. Lineage: Eukaryota; Metazoa; Chordata; Lepidosauria; Squamata; Rhineuridae. The transcript is spliced from 2 exons.
CCCCGCCCGCUCGCCCGGCGCAUUUGCACUGCUCACAGCCCACAAGCAGCAAGCCGCCGGGCUUUUUCUUUCUUGCCAUUUAGGUGCCUGCUCAGAGGUUACCCUCCCUGGGUCGAGCUGGGCUCCUACCCUUCCUCUCAGGGAAGUGGGCAGAGCGUUGCAACUUGCAUCCGCCCCCGUAGGGGUGUUGCCGCCGCCACCACGCCCUCCGGGAAAGAGCAGCCUCUCUUGCCCGCCUUUGCUUUUCGGCGGGCUGGCAGCGCACUGAGCGGGUUUGCUGAGACGGACGUAGAGAUAAUGCAGCCCAAUAGUCCCAGUGACAUACACCUGAGUGAAUGGCAGAAGAAUUACUUUGUGGUUACUUCGGACUCCUGUACACCAGCACAAAAGGCAGAUGCAUAUCGUGCACAGAUUCUACACAUUCAGUAUGCAUGGGCAAACUCUGAGAUCUCCCAGGUUUGCGCUGCUGACCUGUUCAAAAAAUAUGCAGAAAAAUACUCUGCAAUUAUUGACUGUGACAAUGCUGAGACUGGCUUGAAUAACUAUGCUAAAGAUAUUAUGACGUUGGCAAGAUGUCAGCAAAAUGACAGCGACAAGUGGCAAUCUGGGUUGACAACUAGUAACGUGAUGGAGCUGAAGUGUGUGCAAGAGAUGGUGCAGGCUGGCAAAAAGUUCCAGAGCGCUCUGGUGGCACAAGCUGAUGUGAGCACUGAUAAGGAGGCCACUACCUCUCUUUCUUCAAGUCUUCCCAAACUCACUGUCUGCAGUGGAGAUGAGAAAUCUGUGCUUGGGGCUGGCUCAUCAAAUUGUAAAAAUUGGGGACCAGAUAUCCUUGGGAGCCCCCCAGCUUUAAAAAGUCAUCAAAGUGGCUUGCUUUUCAAGGCAGGAGCGGCACAUUCUUUGUCACCUGUGCCUAUACGUGAAGUGCCUCAUACUCCCUCUUGUGCAACCUCAUCAUUUGUAAAUAGCGAUUCAGGAUUUAAAAGUUCUAGCUUUGGGCAGAAUUCACCAUUUCCCACUCAUUCAAUUUUCCCUGCAGGGAUGGGCAACCUAGGAAAAAGGAAAGUGUUUUUUGGGUCCGGAGAAGAAAGUAGUCAUGCCUCUUCUGCUUUUAUUCCUAACAAGUUGAUUAAUAAAGAAAGAAAAAAGUAUCCAGGGAAUGGAAGCCAAAGCACUGAGAACAGAGCACCAGGUUUCAAAACGGCAAAAGAACAGCUCUGGGUGGACCAGCAGAAGAAACACCCAAACCAGCCCCAGCAUGCCCCGUUCCCAUCUUACGGUGGCACAAAAAAGUCUUUGGGGGCUGGAAGGUCUCGGGGUCUGUUUGGAAAGUUUGUUCCUCCAGUACCAAAAGAAGAUGGAAAUGGAAACGUGGGAAUGCAAUGCAAACCUUGUGGGACUGCAUCCACAGAGCUGGCUUGUCCAACAGACGAACGGUUAAAGAAUAUAGAACCGAAAAUGAUAGAGCUCAUCAUGCAAGAGAUUGUGGACCAUGGGCCUCCAGUAAAUUGGGAUGACAUUGCUGGAGCAGAGUUUGCAAAAGCAACUAUCAAGGAGAUUGUAGUGUGGCCUAUGUUGAGGCCUGACAUUUUUACUGGCUUACGAGGUCCUCCAAAAGGAAUUCUUCUGUUUGGUCCUCCUGGGACAGGGAAGACACUCAUCGGCAAAUGCAUUGCCUGCCAGUCAGGGGCCACUUUUUUUAGCAUCAGUGCCUCUUCACUGACCUCCAAGUGGGUCGGCGAGGGAGAAAAGAUGGUCCGUGCGUUGUUUGCUGUGGCACGAUGCCAUCAGCCAGCAGUAAUCUUCAUUGACGAGAUUGAUUCUCUCUUAUCCCAGCGUGGAGAUGGGGAACACGAGUCUUCUCGAAGAAUAAAAACAGAGUUCUUGGUCCAGCUAGAUGGAGCGACAACCUCUUCGGAAGACCGCAUACUGGUUGUAGGAGCAACCAACAGGCCACAAGAGAUCGACGAGGCUGCCCGAAGGAGGUUGGUGAAGAGACUAUACAUCCCGCUUCCCGACGCUUCUGCCAGAAAGCAGAUAGUGUCUCGGCUGAUGUCAAAGGAACGUUGCUCCCUGACUGAAGAGGAAUUGGAACUCAUUGUUAAAAAGUCAGAUGGGUUUUCUGGGGCUGAUGUGACUCAGCUUUGCCGAGAGGCUUCUCUAGGCCCCAUCCGCAGCCUUCAGUCUGCUGACAUUACGACUAUCGCACCAGAGCAAGUCCGAUCUAUUGUUUUUCAAGAUUUUGACAGUGCUUUAAAAACCGUCCGCCCCAGUGUAUCCUCCAAAGACCUGGAAUUGUACGAUACCUGGAAUCAGACGUUUGGGUGCGGAAGAUGAGAGGGACUGAACUUGCACCAUUCAAUUCUGAUUUUGAGUGACUUUCAUUGCUAAAAUGUUCAUAGUGUUAUAAUAAAUUGGACUUAAUGCA